This is a messenger RNA of Gadus chalcogrammus (walleye pollock), 1196 nucleotides long. Its product is annotated as cyclin-dependent kinase 2-associated protein 1-like. The record is from RefSeq and is a predicted model, not a curated record. NCBI's taxonomy places the organism in Eukaryota, Metazoa, Chordata, Actinopteri, Gadiformes, Gadidae. The transcript is spliced from 4 exons. The coding region runs from base 142 to 621 and encodes 159 amino acids. Gene Ontology annotation, cellular component: cytoplasm; nucleus.
ACAUUCCCAGUGGAUGGUACGUUCAGGCGGGUGGUGUCAAUAUGAAGUGACGGCCAUGUUGCCGGUGCCGCUGUUGUAAACAAAAAGUGAGAGACAGACGCUUCACUGAAUUUCGGGUCAUUUUUAUUUCUUUAAUUUACAAUGUCUCUGGGAAUGUCUUACAAACCCAAUGUCCAUCAGCACAUUCCGGGAACUUCUGGAAACCAGGCUGGGAAUAUCCAGAAUAUUCAGAAUAUCCAGAAUAUCCAGAAUAUCCAGAAUAUUCAGAAUAUCCAGAAUAUCCAGAGUAUCCAGAGUAUCCAGAGUAUCCAGAGUAUCCAGAGUAUCCAGAGUAUCCAAUCCCCUUCAGCAGCUAACCUGGCAACACUACAGUCCUACAGACCGCUGGUGAACGACUAUGGACCGCCCUCGUUGGGAUUCUCGCAGGGUUCUAGUGGAAACCAAGUACCUCAGAGUAAAUAUGCAGAGCUCCUGGCCAUCAUCGAGGAGCUGGGCAAGGAGAUCCGGCCCACGUACGCAGGCAGUAAAAGCGCCAUGGAGAGACUGAAAAGAGGUAUAAUCCAUGCCAGGGGGUUGGUACGCGAGUGUUUGGCUGAGACGGAGCGGAACGCAAGAUCCUAGCCUUGUGGAGCCAUACGUUUCCCCUGCAAGAACAAAUUGUAUGCGUUCCCUUACGACACCCAAACAAACAGUACUUUGCAUGGUAUUUCCUUUGAAUGGAGGAAAGAUAUGGAAAAGGGAUCAUAAAAAAUAAAUGAAAAUGUUGAAAACAUCACAAAAGAAAAAUUGCAUUAUAAUAAUAAUGAUAAAUGUGUGGAUUCUUUUGGCAAGAAAAUUAAGGGAUACUGUGAGUUCCUUAUUGUUUAGGUUUUUUUCUUAAAUUGCCCCACUUUGGGUGUUCAUUUCCUAUUUAAAACGUUUGGUUAAUGCAUGAGAAAGUUGACCCAUGGUAGCCCAGGGGUUAAUUGUAGAAACUGCAUGGCUUGUACAAAGCUAGAUUAGUAAGACUUGAUCUCUUUUUUGAUAGAAAUUGGUCUGAUUUCCAGACCCUUGUAAACCAUGUGGGGUUGAAGGACAGAGCUGUGCCAAAUGCAUCGGUUUGUUCAUUUUGAGGUUGUUUUUGGUAUGAAAUGGAAAAUGUUACUUGCAUCUUUGUAUGUAUUUAUUACUCAGUGUAAUAAAUUGUAUUUUCAAUA